Messenger RNA from Adineta steineri, 2538 nucleotides. Lineage: Eukaryota; Metazoa; Rotifera; Eurotatoria; Adinetida; Adinetidae. The record is from the annotation of a GenBank genome assembly.
AUGGCUGUUGUUGGUCUUGAUAUGGGCAAUUUUUCAUCAUAUAUCGGCGUUGCCCGUGCCGGUGGUGUUGAAAUUAUUGCGAAUGAAUAUUCAGAUCGCCUAACUCCAACUUAUGUCACAUUUGACAAAUCGACUCGUUCAGUUGGUCAAGCAUCGAAAGCAAUGGAAGUUACAAAUGCAAAAAAUACAAUUAAUAAUUUCAAACGAUUAAUAGGUCGACGAUAUCAAGAUUCAUAUGUUCAACAAGAAAAAGAUUUUAAUGCCUAUUCAAUUGUUGAAGGAAAUAAUGGUUCCGUAAAUAUUGAAGUCGACUAUCUUAAUGAACGUAAACGAUUUACACCCGAACAAAUCUCUGGAAUAAUGUUUACAAAAUUAAGACAAAUAACCGAUACUGAAUUAAAAACUAAAGCUAUUGAUUGUGUUAUUGGAGUACCUUGUUAUUUUACUGAUGCUGAAAGACGAGCAAUGCUUGAUGCUUCACAAAUCGCUGGUUGGAAUUGUCUUCGUUUAUUAAAUGAAACAACAGCAGUUGCACUUGGUUAUGGCAUUUAUAAAGCAGAUCUUCCCGAACCAGCUGACAAACCUCGUCUUGUUGCUUUUGUUGAUAUGGGUUAUACAUCAUUACAAGCAUCGGUUGUUGCAUUUAAUAAAGGCAAAUUGAAAAUGGUAGCAACAGCUUGUGAUCCAUCAUUAGGUGGUCGCGAUUUCGAUACUAUAAUUAUGGAUGCUAUGCGUGAAGAUUAUCAAAAACGUUAUAAAGUUGAUUCAUAUAGUACAGCUAAAGCAAAAUUACGAUUACGAGCUGAAUGUGAAAAAGCUAAAAAAUUAAUGUCAAGUAACACUCAACCAAUUCCAAUUGGACUUGAAUGUUUCAUUGAUGAAAAAGAUGUUAAUGGAAAAAUGUCACGUGCUGAUUUCGAAGAAUUAGCUAAACCAAUACUUGAACGUGUACGACAUACACUCGAAAGUCUUCUUAAAGAAGCUAAGCUAACAGUUGACGAUAUUGAAUGUGUCGAAAUUGUUGGUGGUUCAACUCGUGUACCAGCUAUUAGACAAAUUGUUGAAGAUGUUUUUCUUAAAAAACCAAUGACAACAAUGAAUGCUGAUGAAAGUGUUGCACGUGGUUGUACUUUAAUGUGUGCUAUAUUAAGUCCAACAUUUAAAGUUAAAGAAUUUAAAAUUGAAGAUUGUCAACCAUAUCCAAUAACAUUAUCAUGGCAAGGAGGUGUUAAUGAAGAUAAUGAAGUUGAAGUAUUUAGUCGAUGGAAUGUAAUACCAUCAACAAAAAUGCUUUCAUUUUAUAAACGAGAACCAUUAACAGUUGAAGCUCGUUAUUCAUAUCCAAAUGAUAUUCCAUUUUCUGAAUCACGCAUAGGUCAAUAUACAAUCGAAAACAUUCAACCACAACCAGAUGGUACACCAUCAAAAAUUAAAGUUAAAGUUCGACUUAAUCGUAAUGGAAUUUUCGAUGUAACACAAGCAUCACUUAUUGAAACUAUUGAGGAACCAAAUGCACCUGACGCUCCUGCAGAAACCAUGGAAACAGUAACAUCUGGUGCACAAACAGUAGACAAUGGUGAAGAUCAAAGUGCUCCAACAGUAACUGAACCUAUGGAAGAGAGCGCUGCACCAGCUAAUGCCGCUGGUAGUGGUGAUGCUCAACAAGAUGAAAAAGAAAAAGAUGAAGAAGGAAAACCAAAAGCAGCUACUGCAGCAACACCUAAAAAGAAAAAAAAAGAAAUUGAUUUACCAAUAACACCACGAGUACCUGGUGCAACUAAAAAAGAACUCGAACGAUUAAUUGAACAAGAACUUGAAAUGAUAUCGCAAGAUAAAAAAGAAAAAGAACGUUCCGAUGCUAAAAAUGCUGUUGAAGAAUAUGUUUAUGAAAUGCGUGGAAAAGUCGAUGGUGGAGAUUAUGAAAAAUUUUCGGAUGAAAAAAUUCGUCAAAAAUUAUUAAGUGAUCUUCAAAUAACGGAAGAUUGGUUAUAUGACGAUGGAAUGAAUCAAGAGAAAAAUGUUUAUGUUGAUCGUUUGAAAAAUUUAAAAAGCCUUGGUGAACCAAUUCGUACUCGUUAUCAUGAAGCCGAAAAUCGUUCACAUCAUAUGCAAGAAUUUAUGAAAUCAAUACAACGUGUUGAUGAAGCUUUACAAGUUUAUUAUACAAAAUCAAGUGAUAAAUAUUCUCAUAUUGAUCAAAAUGAUAUUGAAAAAGCAAAUAAAAUUUUAACCGAAAAACAAACAUGGUACGAUCAAACAGCCAAUCGUUUUAAUGCACUUAAAACACAUGAAGAUCCAACAAUACUUUGUUCACAAAUUAAACAAGAACGAGAUUCACUUGAAAGAGAAUGUUGGGCAAUCUUAAAUAAAGCAAAACCCAAAGUUGAACUUCCUAAAGAAGAUGCUUCAAAACAACAAGCCAAUAAUCAACAACAACAACAACAACAACAAGCUCCACCUCAACAACAACCACCUCCAGCUUCAGGAAAUCAAAAUCCACAAUCAACUGAACCUCAAUCAUCAAUGGAAGUUGAUUAA